Manihot esculenta (cassava) is the source of this 887-nucleotide messenger RNA. RefSeq names its product ESCRT-related protein CHMP1B. Lineage: Eukaryota; Viridiplantae; Streptophyta; Magnoliopsida; Malpighiales; Euphorbiaceae. The record is from RefSeq and is a predicted model, not a curated record. The coding region runs from base 139 to 750 and encodes 203 amino acids. Gene Ontology annotation, cellular component: multivesicular body; ESCRT III complex. The transcript has 2 exons. Gene Ontology annotation, biological process: late endosome to vacuole transport; endosome transport via multivesicular body sorting pathway; protein transport.
CAUUACAUCCAUUCUUCCUUUGCCUCGAAGCAAUAGUCCAAACCGGCGAAUUAACGAUCGAAUUUAAAUACCCAAAGUCCUAUUUGGGGUUUUCUCUACAUUUCACAAAAUCGAAAAACCCCUUUCUGGUUUCCAGCAAUGGGCAACACGGAGAAACUUUUGAAUCAGAUCAUGGACCUCAAGUUCACCUCGAAAUCUCUGCAAAGGCAGGCCCGGAAGUGCGAGAAGGAAGAGAAGUCGGAGAAAUUAAAGGUGAAGAAGGCAAUCGAAAAGGGAAACAUGGAUGGGGCUCGGAUCUAUGCCGAAAACGCUAUCCGGAAGAGGACCGAGCAGAUGAACUACCUCAGGCUUGCGUCUAGGCUCGAUGCUGUCGUUGCUAGGCUCGAUACGCAGGCCAAGAUGACCACCAUUAACAAGUCCAUGGCCUCCAUCGUUAAAUCGCUCGAGUCUUCUCUAGCCACUGGUAAUUUGCAGAAGAUGUCAGCGACUAUGGAUCAAUUUGAGAAACAGUUUGUAAACAUGGAGGUCCAGGCAGAAUUCAUGGAGAAUGCAAUGGCUGGAUCCACCUCACUAUCCACACCUGAGGGUGAGGUCAACAGCUUGAUGCAGCAAGUAGCUGAUAACUAUGGAUUGGAGGUCUCUGUUGGGCUCCCACAGCCUGCUGCACAUGCGGUGUCAACUAAAUCAGAGGAGAAGGUUGAUGAGGGUGAUUUGUCAAGGCGUCUUGCAGAGCUAAAGGCCAAGGGUUGAAUUUUGUAUUAGGAUCUGGUUUUCUGCCAAUGUGAUACACUUUAUAUACUUAACUACAUGGUGAUCUGGAUUAUGUUUGACGUCAGAAAUUUAUUGUGUAAAUUUGGUUAUAUUUAUAUCAAAUUUAUGUUCUAGAA